Zootoca vivipara (common lizard) is the source of this 2001-nucleotide messenger RNA. The record is from RefSeq and is a predicted model, not a curated record. NCBI's taxonomy places the organism in Eukaryota, Metazoa, Chordata, Lepidosauria, Squamata, Lacertidae.
UAGGCAACAGUGAUCAGAACAAAGGACGAGGAUGAUAUUCUAGCACCAGCCUUCUUCUUGGGAUUAGUCACUUGUAAAAAGGUCCCUGCAGUGGUACAAAGAGCCCCUCCGAGCCAGCCUGAUCACCUCCUUCUGCUUCCCCGCCCCACAUUGCAUUUCCCAGGAGACAUUAUUUUGGUGGCAUCUCCUGCUGUGCCUCCUCACAUCUACGGCCUUGUGAUUUCAACCUGCACCCAGAGAGGAUUUGCACUCCAGGGGACCAAACAGCUGCAGCUGUCGCCCAAGCAAGCUCACAUGCUUGGUGUGCCAGCGAGCCAGGUAACUGUAUUUUGUCCUAGUGAGGCUUCAUAUAUACCAGAGAGGAGUUGUUUCUUGGAGGAUAAACUCCCCAGCCAAACACGUCUGCACUGCCUGGCUUUGUUGUUGAGAAAGGAGAAUGCCAGCCAUCAUGUCCCUGCGUUGCUCAAAGGGCUUAUGAGUGCACUGGCAGAGAAAGGUUUCUUGGAGGACAUUCAAAGCAGUUUGCACUCCCAUGCUGAACCAGAACCCAGUCUGUGUUUUCAUGCGGUUCCUUAUACCGACAGUUUGCUGCAGGAACUGGGUGGCAAUUUUAGUGUUGUGCCAGAUCCCUCGAACAUUACCCUGGAGGUUUUGCACAGUCGGAUGUAUGCCUCUGAGCCUGAAAUGGAACAAGUGGUCCUGUUGACCUUCACUGGAAAGGAAGCCAUGAAGAGUGCAGGCAGCAUCCUUCACCAAAUCCUUGCACUAGGCUACAGGAAGCAGCAUGCCCAGACUCCAGUGUUGGAAGGCUUGGACCUGCCAUUUGAGCUUCUCACUCUUAAGUGGUUGCCCUGCCUCACUCGGAUACAGGCUAAGGAAACCACACCCUUCGAAGUGGGAGACAAACGCUGGCAAACAAGUAUUGAUGCGCUUAUGAGCAGCCCUGCCCUCGUCUGUGUGCUGCGAAGGAUUGGUGCCUUUGUGGCCCUUGCCGAAAUCCUGAAAACACUAACUCCACACAACAGCAAAGUGAGCUCUGGCUCCGGCUCUCUUCCAACAGUGAUGUCAUCAACCCCAGAGACAGCCUUCAGGCAGGCAGCGCUCUUCUUCACCGAGAAGGAUUUUGUAGGCGAUCCCAAACGUCGACCUGCCCUGAAGUACUUGCCACCUCCUCCACAGCACCCCCAGUCUGAAGCAAAAAAAAAAAGUUCUGAACAGAGAUUCGCCUCAGCUCUGUCAGCAAUGUCUGCCACUGUACAACGCCAUGACGAGAACCCUUCCUGUUGUUGCUCUUGUGCACUAAAGUCCUUUCACUUUUCUUAUGCAGCAGGAGAGACUCACGCAAGCCAUGCAGAAUUGCUCUUCCACUCCAUGGAAGUUGGAGCCCAAAUCCUCUGCACUGUGCUGCUGCUCAAACCAGGCGCAUGGACCCAUAACCUGGCAAGAAUCCUCCGGAAACUGGAUCUGGAGAAAUUCAGCCUGGUUGGAAUGAAACACAUAGACCUCACCCCAAAAGAUGUCAAGGCACUCCUCUCAAGUGGGGAAGCUAAGCAGGACCCUGCUGCCUUGGAGGCUCACUCCAGCUACCUAACUUCAGGUUCCUCCUUGGUCCUCUGCCUUCAGCGAGAAAAUGCAGUGAAGAAGCUCCUGGACUUGCUAGGCCCUGAAGACCCCAAGGAGGCUCAAGCAACUAAUCCGUUCUUUUGGAGAGCUCAGUAUGGCCACAGCUUAAUCCAUAAUGGGUUUUAUGGCUCCACAUCGUAUUGGGCUGCUGUGCGGGAUGUGGAGCUGUUCUUUCCAGAAGGGCUGUGUGGGGCUGGGCACCCGUCUCUGGAGGGAAAGGAGAUUUGCACUGUUGCAUCUGACCCCACAGCCUGCCUUGAGAUAGACAAACAACACAGGCUUGUGAAAAGGGAAGCGAGAAGGCAGCUCAAUUUACGGGGCCCUGCACAGCCACAGACUCUAGGUAAGGAAAUGUACAAUUCCCUCCUCAUUAUAUGA